Penicillium malachiteum is the source of this 4575-nucleotide messenger RNA. RefSeq lists its product as uncharacterized. Gene Ontology annotation, biological process: siRNA processing. Gene Ontology annotation, molecular function: DNA binding; ATP binding; ribonuclease III activity. Gene Ontology annotation, cellular component: RISC complex; nucleus; cytoplasm. The transcript is spliced from 17 exons. NCBI's taxonomy places the organism in Eukaryota, Fungi, Ascomycota, Eurotiomycetes, Eurotiales, Aspergillaceae. The record is from RefSeq and is a predicted model, not a curated record. The coding region runs from base 1 to 4575 and encodes 1524 amino acids.
AUGGCAGAAAACUCGAAACACAAGAAGGCGACUCGGAUAUCCAAACUCGAAGAAGCCACGAUAAUCCAAGCUGGUAAUGAUUUGAUCGCUAGCGAUUCUGAGCAAUCUGAGAGUGAAGAUGAGCAGAUCACAGCUGUCAAUGAGAUGGACCAAGUCCGAAGAGCACAAAAUCUACAAUUCCAGGCAUUACUAGCCACCAGAGCCAAAGAAGACUCCGUUACUCAGGCUAAACAUGUCGAGUCAACGUGGGAAAGGCUAGAUGAGGAGCUCACCAUUGCGAGUCUCGUUUCGAAGAAAGACUCCGGCGAAGAUACCCUGGAUCCCCGCUCUUACCAGAUUGAGCUUUUUGAACGAGCGAAGAAUCGAAACAUCAUUGCUGUUCUUGAUACAGGUUCGGGGAAAACACUUAUUGCUGUCCUGCUGCUCAAGCAUACCCUGCAACAGGAGUUGAUCGACCGCGCACACGGAAAGCAGCACAAAAUAGCUAUAUUCCUUGUCGAUAGCGUGACUCUGGUGUUCCAACAGGCUGCUGUACUACGCAACAAUCUUGAUCAGGAAGUCGGACACUUCUUUGGUGCUAUGGGUCCAGAUCUCUGGGAUGCGGAGACAUGGCAGAAACAUUUUGCAAAGAACAUGGUGAUCGUGUGUACGGCAGAUAUUGUCCACCAGGCUCUCCUCAAUGCGUUUGUCAAGAUGGACCAGAUCAAUCUCUUAAUAUUUGAUGAGGCUCAUCACACGAAGAAAGAGCAUCCCUACGCACGUAUCAUUCGUGAUUCGUACUUCAAGACAGAACCUCUCAGCCGCCCAAAGAUCUUUGGAAUGACCGCAUCACCCAUCGAUGCUAAAGUCAAUAUUGCAGAGGCAGCAAGUCACCUCGAACUGCUUUUGGAUAGUCAGAUUGCAACAACUUCGAAAAUUUCCGCUCUGCGGGAGGUUGUGAGAAGGCCAAGAGAGGAGGUAUGGACCUACACCAAACUGAAGGAACCAUUUGAAACACAGCUUUUCCAGAGAAUGAGGGAGCCAUUUGGAGCCAUUAAAAUCCUCUCCCCGGUUUUCGGAUUUGCCUUAAAUGCCAGUUCUGAGUUAGGGCGCUGGUGUGCAGACCAGACAUGGGCCAUAGCUCUAGCAGACGAUGUGAUGCCAAAGCUGUACGGUUUCAUGACCAAGGGCCCUGAUGGGGACUCAAAUCUCGCCGUUAAAAUUGAAAAAGAUCUCGAACAGGUGAAAAAUGCCUGUGAAGCAGUGAAAGAUCAUCACUUCGGGGACCCUAUGGAACCUGAGCAACUUAGUUCGAAAGUGCAGGCUCUUUUGCAAAUUCUCAAGCACCAUUUUGGUCGAUCAAAAGACUGCAAAUGCAUUGUCUUUACCGAGCGACGGAAUACGGCCAAGAUAUUGCUACUGCUAUGUGAGAAAUUGGGUAUUCCCAACCUCCGCCCUGGUGUACUGGUCGGAGUUCGGAAUUCAGAUCUCACGGGAACUACGACAUUCCGACAGCAGUUUCUUGCUCUUGUGAAGUUUCGCAAGGGUGAGGUCAACUGUCUGUUUGCGACUUCAGUUGCUGAAGAGGGACUGGAUAUCCCAGAUUGUAAUGUUGUGAUAAGAUUCAAUCUCUAUGAGACGCUCAUUCAAUAUAUCCAAAGCAGAGGACGCGCAAGACAUAUUAAUUCGACGUACAUUCAUCUGCUUGAGGAGGGAAACAGUGCACAGACGAAGCGCAUACAAGACGUUCAACAAUCUGAGUUCCUGACGUUGUAUAAAAAGAACAUGAUGCAGGCAUUUUGCAGAGCACUACCCGGAGAUCGGCUUCUCCACGAUGAUGAAAAAGAAUUGGAAAGGCUCUUAGGAAAGGACGGAGGAAAGCGAGUUUAUGUUAUUCCGUCGACUGGAGCUAAGUUGACUUACAAGCAUGCUACCCACGUCCUUGCACGUUACGCAGAGUCCUUGCAAUACGAAAAAGAUUCGUCAGCACAGGUUUCAUACUUUACCCGUCCAGUGGCAGGCAUGUUUGUCUGUGAAGUGAUUCUACCAGAAAAAUCACCAAUUCGAGGACUGGUAGGGUUACCAGAGACAAGCAAACUCCUUGCCAAACAGACUGUUGCCUUCGAUGCGUGCUUAUUGCUACGAAAGCAAAAGCUCCUGGAUGAUAACUUCAGAUCCAUUUACCACAAACGUCUUCCAGCAAUGCGAAACGCGAAAUUGGCGAUUGUGUCAAAAAAGACGAACCAGUACACCAUGAUCUGCAAGCCCUCGAUAUGGAAUGAAAAUCAGGGUAAUGUCCCUGAAAAGCUUUACGGGAUGGUAUUCAAGUUCAUUCCAUUGGAGAAGCUUGAUCGAGAACGUCGCAGCAUUGCACUUUUGACUCGUGUAAAGCUUCCCACUAUCCCCAAGUUCCCUCUUUACUUAGAGAACGACAAAGAAAUCAUCAUUGAGUCGAUUGUGUUUGACUCCACAGUCGCAGUCCAUGCCACCGAUUUGACUCAUUUAUCCCAGUUCAAUGUUGCUGCUUUCCGUGAUGUAUUCCACAAAACCUUCGAUGCAACUGCUGAACAGUUUCCAUAUUGGCUUGCUCCAAUCAGGUCAGAAGCCCAACUUGACAGUUCCUCCGUCCUUCUCAGGGAUGUUAUUGACUGGGAGACUUUGCGUGAGAUCAACGACAACGAUGAAUUAAAAUGGUCCAAGGACAUGGAUCCUGGUUUCCUUUUGGAUCGCUUCCUGUAUGAUGGUUGGGAUGGCAAGAAGCGAUACUUUCCACUGAGUGUCGACACUUCACUUCGACCUUCAGAUCCUCCACCACCAGAUAUGCCUCAUCGGAAGUGGACGAAAGAUAUCCUCAACUAUUCCCUGAGCCUUUCCAAGAACUCUCGGGUGAAGUUCCUUGAAAAUGCAGACUGGGAGCAGCCCGUUCUCCAAGCAGAAUGCGUUUGUCUCAGAAGAAACUUUCUGGACAGAGCCACGGAAGCAGAAAGAACAGAAACAACUCGCUGCGUUAUUUGUCCACAGCCACUAACAAUAUCAGCGAUCCCGGUGCCGACAGUAACAUCAAUUUUGGCAUUCCCUGCAAUCAUGAACCGGCUGCAGUCUUAUUUGAUUGUGCUCGAAGGUUGCGAGCAUCUGGGACUGAAGAUACGGACAGACUAUGCCUUAGAAGCUUUCACCAAAGAUUCGGAUAAUACAGAAGAGCAUCGUUCUCUCCAAGUCCACGUACAACGUGGAAUGGGGAAGAACUACGAGCGUCUUGAGUUCCUGGGGGACUGUUUUCUCAAGAUGGCGACCUCCAUCACUCUUUUCUGUCAAUAUCCAGAUGACGAUGAGUAUGAUUACCACGUCAAUCGGAUGUGCCUCAUUUGCAACAAGAAUCUGUUCAACAGCGCCAUCAAGCUCAAUCUCUUCAAUUACAUUCGAAGCCGCGGGUUCUCUCGACACAAUUGGUACCCGCCAGGACUUGAACUUCUUCAUGGUCGGAACUUCGCCAAAAACCUUGCUGCUGAAAGCACGCAUAGCUUGGGUGAAAAGACCAUCGCCGACGUAUGUGAAGCACUGAUUGCAGCUUGUUUACUAAGCGGAGGGAAAGAAAAUCGAUUCGAUACGGCAGUUCAGUCAGUCACCAUUUUUGUCGACAGUGAAAAUCACAAAGCCACAUGCUGGAAGGACUACAUCAACUCUUAUGUGAAGCCAUCCUAUCAAGUUAAAUGCAGUGAUGGGUUUGAGGCCGACCUCGCAAACAAGAUUUUCGCUAAGCUCAACUAUCGCUUCAAGUACCCUGCACUACUGCGAUCUGCAUUCACCCAUCCCUCCUACCCUUCAGCAUGGGCAAAAGUUCCAUGCUAUCAGCGACUUGAGUUCCUUGGCGAUUCUCUGUUAGAUAUGGUUUGCGUCGAGUAUCUAUUCGAGCGCUUCCCGGAUAAAGACCCACAGUGGUUAACUGAACACAAGAUGGCGAUGGUAUCAAACAAGUUUCUUGGUGCUCUUGCAGUGAAAUUGGGAUUUCACCGGCAUCUUCAACACUUCAGUAAUCCGAUUCAAACAAGCGUUACUCAGUAUGCCGAAGACUUACAGCUGGCUGAGGAGGAGGGCAAUGGGGCAAUGGAUUACUGGCUCGCAACCAAAGACUCACCAAAGUGCCUACCUGACAUGGUUGAAGCAUUCCUUGCCGCCAUUUUUGUGGAUUCUGGCUUUAACUACACGGUCAUCGAAUAUUUCUUCAAGAAGCAUAUCAAGCCGUACUUCGUCGACAUAUCCUUAUACGACUCCUUUGCCAACAAGCACCCAACAACUUAUCUCUACAACCAACUCACAGGAAUUUACUCUUGCACAAACUAUUGCCUGAAGUCAGGGGAGAUCCCGGCCGUGGGAAAUGAACAGCCAACUAUUCUUGCAGCUGUGAUGAUCCAUGGUAUUUCGGUUGCAGAAGCUACGGGGAUAUCCAGUCGCUACGCGAAAGUGAGAGCAAGCGAGAUGGCUUUGAAAGAAAUCAGUGGAAUGUUGCGUGAUGAGUUCCGCGUUAAAUUUGGGUGCGAUUGCGAAGAUUCGGACCAGGUCAAGGGAGUGGCCGUCGAUCAGGGGACUGCGGUAUGA